Molecule: messenger RNA, 2463 nt
Organism: Eurytemora carolleeae
Lineage: Eukaryota; Metazoa; Arthropoda; Copepoda; Calanoida; Temoridae
Product: leucine-rich repeat neuronal protein 2
Exons: 2
Coding region: 68-1822 (584 amino acids)
Cellular component (GO): plasma membrane
Molecular function (GO): protein binding
Source: RefSeq, a predicted model, not a curated record
UAGAAACACUGCAGUCAUCAGUUUCCUAUUAGACUUCGACACCAAUGGAGCCAAACUAAAGUGCAAAAUGUUUUAUUUACUUUUGGUGUUGUUGUUUUGCAAACCAGUUUUCACGUUCUGUCCGGACGGCUGUGGUUGCGAUGAAGAGAAAAGUUUAGUAACAUGCAUCAGAACAAAGCUAGAGGUUAUGCCGAUUAGUUUGAACCCUGGGAUCCGAACCCUCAUCCUUAAAUACAACGUGUUCCAUACAGUAGACGCUAGCUUCAACUUCUACCCUAAGCUGGAGUUAGUUGAUCUAUCCAACAAUGGGAUUGUUUCCAUCCCAGACCGUGGAUUCAAGUCUCAACGAUCCCUUCUGGAUCUCCGAUUGAAUGAUAACAAGAUUUCAGAGCUGAACGCUGAAACCUUCCAUGGACUUGGUAAACUCAAAAGUCUUGAGCUGAGGAAGAAUUUUAUUGAGUCUCUUCCUGGUUUUAUUCUCCAGGAGCUGAUUGAGCUGGAGAUUCUGGAUCUAGGGAAGAAUAGGAUCUCUAGAAUAAGCCCUGAAGCCCUGACAGGUUUAACCCAGCUCCGUGUACUCAAGUUAGAUGACAAUAAUCUGAACCGAAUACCGGAGGGAAUAGAAAACCUUCCCAACCUAGCGGAGUUGCACCUCAACAGGAAUAAGAUCAGGGUUGUUCCAGACCGGUCCCUUCUCCUUCCAACCCUCUCCUAUCUUGAUCUCAGCAGUAACAUGAUUGAGAGGAUUCAUGAGAAAGGUUUCGAUAAACUUGUGGAUCUCCGAACCUUGAAACUCCAGGAUAACAAUCUGUACGAGGUUCCAAGCACCGCGUUGGUAUCUCUCAACUCCCUGGAAACCCUGUAUAUUGGACAGAACAUGUUUUCUAGGAUACAAGAGGAAUCCUUCUCCUCUCUCCGUAGAUUACGUAAACUUGACGUAUCAGGGUGUCCCUCGCUCACACACAUUGAAAACUUUGCCUUCACUCAGAAUUCUGAUUUAAAGGAAGUGACCAUUGCAUCGAAUAAACAGCUGGGCACGAUCCAACCCGAGGCGUUCCUGGGGGUACCAGAUCUGGAACGUGUAGAUAUAAGUAACAACGCCCUGGAACACAUACCUAGUGCCCUACUACCCUGGCAGAGACUUGUACAUUUCCAGAUCUCAGGAAACCCGCUCCACUGCGACUGCGCAAACUUCUUCCUUAAGGAUAUCAUCUACUCCAUCGUGAACAGUAGUGAGACUGUUCGAGUUGUGAGAUGUUGGACUCCGGCCUAUCUCAGAGACCAGGAUUUAGCCCUGCUUGAACUAGAGUGUGAUAUCACGAGUAGUUCAAGGAUUGAGGAUACAGAUAUCCUUACUGUUAUCAUAGUUGCCACAAUAGUUUCAGUCUUCCUGGUUCUCUCUCUUCUUCUCCUCUUCGUCCGACUCCGACGUUCCAAAUAUGGAACUCAAGUUCCUGUAAAAGAUAAGGAUAUCUUACAGUAUGAAGAGACUGAACCCAGAUACGUUUCUCCGUUCUCCGUUAAACCCCAUGUUGUCUCCAACCCAUACCAGGAAACUCUGAUCAGAAAUGAGCAGUAUUUCGCGACCCUGGCCAGAAUGGAUCCUGGUUUCUCUGAGCACAAGUUUAACAGAAUUGAACCUGUAUACCAAACAAGACUAGAGUCUGAUUAUCAGACUAGGUUGGAGCCUCUAUACCAGGCCAGACUGGAGCCAGUUUACCGAGAACAGAUCUAUACAGAUCCGAACCAGAUCUCUAAUGCUGGGACUCUAGUCAGGAUUAAUCCUAAAUCCCACUACGAGGAUCCAAUCUCUAUACUUUAGACUCUAUACAGAGGGGAUUACAGAGAUAUUCAUUAGCAUUAUAGUUUCAGUUUGGAGACAAACUACUUUUACAAAUCAUUCAUUCAGUUACACCUAGAUGCAUAGAUGCUUAGAUGCAUAUAUAGUUACAUCCAACCCUAGCCGAACAUUAGACAAGAAAACUUAGAUUUUUAGAAUUUAAAGUCGAUAGUUUUCAUAAAAUUAGGCUAGACAGCCUGUAUAUGCAGGAGGGGCUGGAUUAAUGCAAUUUUCAUGCUCUCUCUCUCUCGCUCUCUCUUUACAAUUAUCUUGUUCUCGCAAAUUUCGUACAGAUCUCAGUAUAAACGUUCCAAGGUUUCAAACCAGAGCAGAAUUUGUCUGCCGACAUUCUGUUGGUAAAUGGUAUUUUUUUUGCAACUAAAACAUGCAUUGCUUACUGUACGUACAGUACAUGCAUACAGUACAGUACAGUACAGUACAGUAUAGAACAGUACAGUACAGUACAGUACAGUACAUGCAUUGUUUACUGUACGUACAGUAGUUAGACUGAGAUCUGUGAAUUUACUAAGCAAUACAAUUGCUCAAAGCUGUGAUAUAUAUUUAUCUAAUUAAUUGAAUUAUAAUUUAAUUCUUCAUUGUUUCGUUAAAUUUAAAUUAAUAAA